Molecule: messenger RNA, 2496 nt
Organism: Mya arenaria
Lineage: Eukaryota; Metazoa; Mollusca; Bivalvia; Myida; Myidae
Product: cytochrome b5-like
Exons: 6
Coding region: 40-435 (131 amino acids)
Cellular component (GO): membrane; intracellular membrane-bounded organelle
Molecular function (GO): heme binding
Source: RefSeq, a predicted model, not a curated record
UCUUUUUGAAAGCGGAAGUGAGCAGGUUGUGAAACAAAAAUGACAGAGCUAAAAUCUUUCAGCUUGAAAGAAGUGAAGGAGCAUAAUGACUCUAAAUCGACCUAUCUGGUUAUCUAUGAUCAGGUUUAUGAUGUGACCAAGUUUUUAGAAGAGCAUCCUGGUGGUGAAGAGGUUUUAUUGGAACAAGCAGGAGGAGAUGCCACAGAUGCAUUUGAAGAUGUCGGCCAUUCCACCGAUGCACGCGAGCUGAUGAAAGACUACUUAGUUGGAGAUAUUGUUGAGUCUGAUAAAAAGAACAGGAAGAAACAAGAGCGGUUAACACCAGCCAUGCAAGCAGAACAGUCCAGUGGCUGGACAGGAUGGUUGAUACCCCUGGGAAUUGCCAUGGCGGCCGCCAUUCUUUACAGAUUUGUGAUAGCCCCCAGCUCUUCGUAACACAUAUUGACUGUCUAAAAAGCACUAAACAAAGGACCAAGUCAGGAGGCUGAAGCGGGAAAGGUUCUUAGUGAACAACUCGAAUCUUUUUCUUUUUUGCUUCUUGAAGUGUGAUUCUCUGUUCUCUUAAUAUUUAUAAUGUGAUUCAUCAAUAAAUUCAACAUUGGCCUGAAUUUUUCUAUUGAUAAAUACUUGAAAAACAUGGUUGUUUUCAGUGUGGUUUUAUUUAAUAUGUAGCAUAUAUAUGUGCUGCUUAUACCUUCAAAGUUAAAGUAUACAAAUUACUGGUAACAACAUUCGCAAUCACCAAAAUGUUAUGACUUAAAGAAACCAAAUUGCAUAUUUCGUCCAAACAAAAUCAAACUAAAUAUAUGCCUGAAAUCAUGAGCAGUUUUUUUCACUGGUUUGGAAAUGUGGCAGAUUGAGAAAAGCUCAAAUUUUGCCCAUAAAUGAACAAGGUUGCUAUAAAAAUAGACACAAAGGCACUAAACAGCCAUAUUGCAUUAAAAGUGUAAACAAUACUUUAGAUCGCUAUUUAUUUUUAUAAGAACUUUUUUCAGUUAUUAUUGGUUUUUUGAGCAUUUCAACAAGAUGACGUGAUAUAAACCUCUUUUGUAUACAAGAGCUAUUGUUAUGCUUUAAAAUUCCAAACAUUAUUUGAAUAGUUGCAAAAGAAAAUAGCAAAAUAAAGGCAAAUAAAUAGGCAAUGUACAAUUUUCUACCCAUUGUUUCAUGUAACAGUGUUUUCUUUGUAGUCAUUUAUACAAUAAGACCCAUAUCAGAAUCAUUCUCAUUAAUCAGAGGUUUGAUAAUGAUUAAUCUAUGUUGUAUGUGUAGCAUCAUAACUGGUGUACGAGAAUGAUCAGAAUGGUAACAAAUAGAACUGUUUUAUAGUGCUACAAAUAACGUUAGUCACUUAUGCAGCACCUUCGUUACAUAUGAUGUUCUUGACAACAAGAUACAAGAAAGUUUCAUCACUCCAAACCCUCAUGAUUGGAAUUACUCACCUGCGCUAAAGCACUCAUGUAUAAUAUCAAUAACUCUGAUUAUGGGUGCCGUAACUCUUUUUUUGGUGGCAAUAUUUAGCACUAUAUUAGUAAUCGAACUGUAAUAUCUUUUUGGAAUUUAAGUUUAACUGUGUGGAAGUUGAAAUUUAGUCAUAGUUCUACAUGUUUGUUGUACUUUUUAAUAAAAGUAUUAUUUGUAAUAUCGUUAACAAAUUUAAUCAAUAUACUUUGCUGAGUUUACAUAUUAAUUAAAACAAUCUGAAAACUGUAACUUAAAUACUUUUCAUAAGUCAAGUAAGUAGAUAUUUAUUCAACAUAUUAUACAUGCAUUAAGCAGAUGGUUAUGUUAUUUCAUGGAAACAUUUAUCUUGAGCCAUGUGUGGGUGUUAUGAUGUGUAUACAUGAACAGACAAAAUUAUAUAAUGGUGUGUUAAAAGUUUUUCCAUAGCAUUUCUGUAUGUUUCAGCGAAAUGUUGUUUCUUUUCCUGUGCAAUUGCUGUUUUGAAAUUCUAUGAAUGCCAAUAUUAAACACACAAUGAUACAUUCCCUUCUUAAAUCCAGAUUUUCACAUAUAUAUUUUUUUUUUUGGAAAACUCAUUCUUAACACUUACAGUAGUACAUUUAUAAAUUAUGAUAACAAAUCAUUGAAGUAAUGUGAGAAAUCUUUUUUCCAUCCUUUUUCCAUCUGCAAUGUGUUGCUAUUAUUUUUGUCUUAAAGCGCAAUAUUGUCAUAUACCUUUUGUAAAGGCUGUUUUCUGUAUGUGUGUAAGUCACAUUUUAGAAGACGCAAUCAUUGCUGUUUUACAUGCGGUUUGUUUUAGAACUACUCAACUUUAUUACAUAAUAUAUUUUUACAACUGCAUCUAGGUUGUUCUCUGUAAGUCAAUUUUUGUGGGGGUGGGGGUAUUAAUUUAACCUUUUUUUAACCCGUCAUUUUAAAAAUAAUAUACUGAUACUAAUAUACUCGUAUAUAUAGUAAAAUAAAACGAAAAUGUUUCAAUGCAGAAUAUUCUACAAGUGGUUUAUCAAAUUGAAUAGUAAAGAUUCUAAUUUA